AGAAUUCACAUAGAGACAGAAACAGAAAGAAACACGAACGCCCAAUAAUGGAUUUAAAGAAAGCAUCUUUGGUUUUUUACUUUCUUAUCUUUCUCCAUCUGCAACGCCGCGUUGCUCAUGCGAUCUCUGCAUCUUCAACAACUCUAGCCUCCGCUGAUCCAAACCAUGACAAUCCCCCGGUUCAAGAAGUCGAAUCGAAGCCGGAAGGUGAUGUGAUCUCCCGGAAUUUAACGGAAUUAGCCGUCGUUGUUAAGAAGGGAGGCGGAGGAGGAGGUGGAGGCGGAGGCAGAGGUGGAGGCGGCUUCAGCGGAGGAGGACGAGGUAUUGGCGGAGGAUCACGCGGAAAUGGCGGUGGCGAUCGAGUGAUUCCUGGUAGAGGAGGAGGAAUACGUCCGAUUCCGAUUUAUGGCGCCGGAUCGCACCACGGUGGUCAUCGUUCAAGGGGCGGCCGGGAAACUGCUAGCGGUUGGUUAGGUUUAUCGAUUUUAGCCGGUUUGGUUUUGGUUUUCUAGAGUUUCUUUAUUUGAUUUUGCCGGUUUAGUUUAAUUGUUUGAUACCGGUUUUGCUUCCCACUGGUUUGCUACUUUGCUCUCUGGAUAUAUCAGAAGAAGGUUGUUGUUAGGUUA
Molecule: messenger RNA, 626 nt
Organism: Camelina sativa (false flax)
Lineage: Eukaryota; Viridiplantae; Streptophyta; Magnoliopsida; Brassicales; Brassicaceae
Source: RefSeq, a predicted model, not a curated record